GUGACUGUCGUGCUACUGUACAGCCCCACGGAGAGCCUUUCCACUCAGGUACAGAAACUCCAGCCACUGGUUCACCAUUUACUUUUUACAUAAAAAAGACUCUGGAAGAUGCAUAAACAAUAUACCUCAGUGAGCCCCACCAGUGACGUCAUUGAGAAGACGGAGAAUGGACCUCUCCCAAAGAAAUACCGCUACAUACGCAAAGAGGGCAGCUGUAACGUUGUUUUCCGCCAUGUUCCCGAGGAGUGGCUGCUGUUUGUUACCGACAUCUUCACAACCCUGGUGGAGAUCAGAUGGAGAGUGAUGUUCCUGAUCUUUGCCCUGUCUUACAUCCUGUCUUGGCUUUUCUUUGGCAUAAUUUACUGGGUCAUUGCUCUUGCUUACGGUGACACCAGAGAAAUCACACCCGAACCCUGCGUGUACGGGGUGCACGACUUCACAGCCGCUUUCCUCUUCUCGCUUGAAACUCAAACAACCAUUGGCUAUGGUUCCAGAGGGAUGUCCGAGAACUGCAUGAUUGCCAUUAUCAUCGUAACUAUACAAGAUGUCAUCAGUUGUUUCAUCGACACGUUUGUCAUCGGAAUUGUUGUGGCAAAAAUGGCCUCGGCCAGAAAGAGGGCUCAGACGGUAGGAUUCAGCAACUGUGCCGUCAUUAAUCUUCGUGAUGGUUACUUGUGUCUCUCCUGGAGAGUCGGAGACUUUCGAAGGCACCAUCUGGUGGAGGGGACAGCUCGCGCCCAGAUUGUCCGCUCCACGGUGCAUGCCACAGGGAAAAUGGAUGUGAGCUACGAAGAUCUGGUGAUUCAGCAGAGGGAAAUCAUUCUGGUCACACCUACCACAGUCUUCCACAGGAUAGAACCUGGCAGCCCUCUGUUCAGUAUGAGUUUGAUAGAUCUUCGGAAAGCAGACUUUGAGCUUGUGGUGUCUUUUACCUACACGGACGACUCCUCAGGUAUGCUACAUCAGACCCGAACCUCAUACACUCCACCUGAAAUCCUCUGGGGUCAGCUCUUUCAGGAGAUGAUCAGGGUCAGCAGGAGGUACUACAGGGUGGACUACACCUUGUUCAAUCACACUGCAAAGGUGCUGGUGCCUGAGGUCAGCGCUGAGGAUUAUGAACACAAAAAGCAGCUGCGACACUCUCCCCGACACUCUCCCCGACCUUCUCCAAGACAUUCACCCAGAUCUUCCCCCCGCCUUUCCCCAAGAUCUUCUCCUCGCCCCUCUCCAAGGUUACAGCAUCGGAAUCAUCAUGAAAACCUUCUGAAACCCCCAACAGUAACUGUGGAACUUGUGAACGAUAGUAUCCCUGAAGCAACUGUUUCAACAUCUCAAGCAGACAAUAAACACCAAGAUACGUUGCCUUUGCCAAUUUAUCUCAAAGAUACAGAAAUAUAAAAGCGGAAACACUAUCCUCACGGAGGCCUUUGAGCCGGGCACUCCUCUACACAUUCUCCUGAUUGUCUAUUUCUUCACAAAAGUAACUGCUGAAGAGGAAUAUCUUGGGUACCAAAUAAUGUUAAGAAUUCUGGCUCCUGUGUUUUUUGCCAUAUAUAUAUUGUUUGUUUUAAAGUGAUGCUCCAGCAAAAAAUCUGUAUCAAACUUGUAGGCUUGGAAGAUGACACCGACAGAUCCCCAGCUGUUUAUUUAUCACAUUUGAAUGGUAUUAUUGUGCCUCUUGAUAAAAGACAGUAGAAAAACUACUGAAAUAACCCUGAAGAAACACAACAUUGUAAGCGAGUGGCGCUAGUGCUACUAACAAACUCUGCUUGCGUUGUAUUUUUCAAAGAACGCACAUUUGACAGUGACAUUUCAUAGUGAAUAUAUGCAAAAACUCCUCAAGACCAAAGCCAAGUCCCCUUGUCUUGCUUGCCAUCUUUUCUCAUUUCAAAAUAAAAUUGAGUGCCUAAUAUAGCCAAUACCGAGCGGUUACACGGAAGCGUAUAACUGUCCAUGUUUGCAGCUUAAGUUGUCCUUACAGAGACACUUUUAUAAGCUGCAGUACUGUCGUUUGCCACUGGGGCAACUUGUCUGCAAAGCUGACUCACUAUGCUAUAACCACCAGCUCUGGUAAUGCAUUCACGAUUUGGCCCAUAAGAGCGCCCCACCUGAUACUCUUGAAUUGGUCAGGAGAACUUUAAAGGUCCCCUAAUAUACAAAAUGCACUUUUUGCUGUCUUUUAUACAUACAUGUGUCCCUGGUGUGUAAGGAGACUCACAAAGUAUCAGAAAAUACAACCCUCUCUCUUUUCCUCCUUACCCACAUCUCUAAAAACGGGGGUACAAACGAGCUGAUCCAGAUGACCUCAAAAGUAUUGACCGAAAUGUGGGCUGGCUUUACAUUUAACUCAAGGCAACGUCCCACCCACGUGACACGUCCCCCAAAUACGGUCGCGAGCUGAAUCCCCUCAAGCAGCUCUGUUUGUCUGUGUAUUCAGCAGGAUGUCUGCAGGAGGGACUUAAGAGUAGUUGUAUAUAUAAUACAUAUGAUGUCACUGUUCCAGUGGUAAACAGAAAGUGUUUCAGAAAUAAUGCUUGAUGUGGUUUGGAACAUAAUAUGGCGUUUUAAUCACAGCAGCAUUUAGUAUUCUGCCAGUAGAAAACUUUCUCCAGAGCACAGAUCAUGCAUGACGCUCCAAAGGGGCGUGGCCAGCUUCAGCUCAGCUCAAAUUUAAAGCGACAGUCACAGAAUCAGCACUUCAGGAACAGGGCUGAAAUAGAGGGGGAUGAGGCAUGCUACAAUGGGUGAUCUGUUUGGUAUUUUGAGCAACAAAAAUUGGAUAAAUCUGUAUCCAAAUAUUAUGAAUAUACUAAGCAUUGACAAAUAGACUAGAGUUAUCUUCCAGAAGUGGAAUUAAAGUUUAAACGUAUAUUAUUUAUACUCUUUGAUAAAACUAUAUAUUUUACAGAAAGUGACUUGUAUUUAAACUGGCCAGGCUCAGCCACCUUUUAAGCCUACAUGUUGUCAGUAUUUAAUAAACAAAAAUAUAGAUACUGGAAGAAGCAUCAACAUGACAACAUCAGAAAGAAAAAACUAUAAUAAAAAGAAGCCCCUUAUUUGAAAUCUUAAAAAUGAAUUUGUUUUGUUUUUUUUGUUCAGUUUGAGGUUAUUGUGCAAUUGAGGGCAAACAAUGAAAGACAUGUGGUUGAACAUUAUUUUUAUACUUUUUAUGGACCUUUUCGAGAGAUUGUCUUAUCAAGUGCAGUUUUCAAAAGAACAAUUAACUUCAAAUCUCAACUACGAAUGAUUUUUUUUUUUAGCACUAGUGAAGGCGCAUGAUAAAUUAAGAAAAUGUAUUUAAAAUGACAACUGGGCAAUCUUCUGAGGAAGAUAAGCUGAAAAGCCUGGGAACAGCUACUAAAAGGAUAUUGUGGGAAGAUUGUUUUGUCUACAACUGUGUAUUUUGUUAUAUUAUAAGUGUAAAAAGAAAUGACGUGAAAAGAAAGACAUACAUUUUAGGACAUUACUUAUUUCAAAAGAAGGCCUCUACAUUUUAGCCUUCAUGUUACACAACUUUGACUGACUGUCACAAGAGUUUAAGGUCCAGUCACUGUAAAUAAUCGUCAUAGGGGUGACUACCGCAAUAUCCCUUAUUAUUAGUAAAAUCGUCAGAGUUUGUAUGGAAACAUGUCAAAUGUUAAGUUUUCUUUAUGUGUGUGGUGGUGGAAUCACAUUUGUUCAGCAAAUACCAGAACGUCUAGCAAUUGAAAACCGUUUUUUCAUACAAAAAUAUAUUAACUUAUUGUCUGGACAAUAUAAAUAUUAUUUGAUAUCUUGAUAUGAGCCUGAUUUUUGUCUUAGAUGUUUGAUAUUGACAACAAAUAUUGUAAAUCAUUUACCGAUUAAAGAUAUGUAUUUGUAAUUUUGUUCAUAUAGCAUCAUUAAGCAGAUUUUAUAAAACAUGGCUUACAAGAUGUUAAUAAUUUUAAUAAAGUUAUGUUUAAAUGUC
Eleginops maclovinus (Patagonian blennie) is the source of this 3949-nucleotide messenger RNA. RefSeq names its product potassium inwardly rectifying channel subfamily J member 16a (gene kcnj16a). The record is from RefSeq and is a predicted model, not a curated record. The transcript is spliced from 2 exons. The coding region runs from base 109 to 1398 and encodes 429 amino acids. NCBI's taxonomy places the organism in Eukaryota, Metazoa, Chordata, Actinopteri, Perciformes, Eleginopidae. Gene Ontology annotation, molecular function: inward rectifier potassium channel activity. Gene Ontology annotation, biological process: regulation of monoatomic ion transmembrane transport; potassium ion import across plasma membrane. Gene Ontology annotation, cellular component: plasma membrane.